Molecule: messenger RNA, 6341 nt
Organism: Mauremys mutica (yellowpond turtle)
Lineage: Eukaryota; Metazoa; Chordata; Testudines; Geoemydidae
Gene: SYNGR3
Product: synaptogyrin 3
Cellular component (GO): neuromuscular junction; synaptic vesicle membrane
Source: RefSeq, a predicted model, not a curated record
AUGCGGCAAGGAACAGGGGUCGGUGGCAGAGAGGCAGGCUCCGGCUGCACCAGCCGCGGCAAGGUCUGCGCGAGACACGAGCACCCGGGCAGGCGGUGGCGCGAGCCUCCCCCACUCCCUGCUCGCACGCGCCGGCUGGGUCUCUGCUGCACAGCCAGGAGCCGGAGCGGCAAGGAGGCGAAGCCCGAGCAAGCGGACCAGCGCCUGGGAAAGAUGGAAGGAGCCUCCUUUGGAGCGGGCCGGGCAGGGGGGGCCGUUGACCCUGUGGAUUUCCUCAAGCAGCCUCAGACCAUUCUCAGGAUAGUGGCCUGGGUCUUCUCCAUCGUGGUGUUCGGCUCCAUCGUCAACGAGGGCUACGUCAACGAUGAGAAGGAGGCGGAACUCAGGUGCGUCUUCAAAAAGAACGAGGAUGCUUGCAACUAUGGCAUCGCCAUCGGCAUCAUUGCCUUCUUCGCCUGCAUCUUCUUCUUCAUCGUCGACCUCUACUUCCAGCAGAUCAGCAGCGUGAAGGACCGGAAACGGGUUGUCCUGCUGGACCUGGGGUUUUCAGGUUUGUGGUCCUUCCUGUGGUUCAUAGCUUUCUGCUUCCUGGCCAACCAGUGGCAGCACACACCAGCCGGCAGAGGGGUGUCUCAAGGAGCAGAUGCCGCCCGGGCAGCCAUCGCCUUCUCAUUCUUCUCCAUCCUCUCCUGGGUUGCCCUGACGGUGAUGGCCAUGCAGAGAUACCACCUGGGGACUGACAUGUCUCUCUUUGCCACGGAUCAGUUUGCCACUGACCCCAAUACAGGAUACCCAGGAUACCCCACUGGCAGCGGCGUUGAAAGCACGGAAACCUAUCAGAGCCCCCCAUUUUCUGAGACCAUAGACACCAGUCCAAAAGGUUACCAGGUGCCAACUUACUAAAGGACGGCGGGCUCAGCACGGUCAUGUAAAAGUAGACAAAGUCUUCUCAUGGUGCAGUACAGUUAACUGGUUGAUUGCAAGUGUAUUAAGUACCAUUUCCUUAAUGUGGCAAGUCAGUGCUGGGUAACUUACUAUUAGCUAGUUGUGCAGUGAAUUCUGUACAGUAGUAUUGGUUCUUGUCUUACCUAAGGGUUUUUUUAUAAAAGCAGUGUUCCCUCUAAGUUUGAAACAGAAGGAAGGUUGCUACUACACAAAAUACACGUGGCAACCACAAAACCACCACCACAAUUCUCUUUGACUUGUUUGAAUGCCAAACGUUAGCAUUGAAUUUUGCUGAGCACCCGGGAAAGUAGACAAUAAUUCUCCUGUUAGAAUACACAAUAGCUGAUGAGUUGAUGGUUAUCUCGUUCUUCCAGAGCUAACACAGAAUUGUUCUCGUUUGGAUGAACCUGGGGUUGCACACACAGCGCCCGUUCAUUCUAGCCUCAUAGCUUCCCACCGUGAGAAGCCACUACAGAGCUUUCUUGUGCUGCAUAGAAAGUCGAGUCUAUGGAAAGUGCCAAAUUUAAAAAGAAAAAAGAAUCAUCUCUGUGUUGUUUCUGAUUUGUAUAUAUGGACUGUACAAAAUAACUGACCCCAUGGUGCAAACUUUAGCUUAGGAUUCAGGCAUCACUGGUUUUGCUUUUUACUUUUUUUUUUUUUUAAUGUUGAAUAACCAAAUCUCUUAUCUGCUUCAACAUUGUAUGUUUAGGAUAUUCAAAAUUACCCUUUCAACUUGGUUUGGAAAACAAUUCUGCAAAUGAUUGUCUGCUAAUUGGAAAGACCACUUAGUGGGAAAUAUGGUAUGUUACUGUUCAAUGCCAACGUUAGGUUUGUCACACUAAACAGUUUGCAAAUUUCCAAUGGGUUGCUACCAGUGAUACUGAACAGCUAUUUACUCUAUCAUUUAAAGUUGCCUACACAAGUGGUGUGGGCGUGUUACAACACAGUGACUCAACUUUAAAUCUAAUCAAUUGGAAAGCCUGGCCUUUAUUUUGAUAUUGGCAAGUGCCACCAUCUGCCAUUAACAGAAGCAAAUAAAUUCAGGUGUGACUAUAUUGUUACAUUGCAGCUGCUAGAAAUAUGUAAACCAUUCAGAUGUUAUAAAGCAAGACUGAAAAGCCAUUCAGCUUGAUAGCAUGAGCAGUAAAUGAAGAGUAAACCAUGACCCAUAUCUUCAAUUAAUGUGAGAGAAUUAACAAAGUGAGUUAAUAUAAAAUGUGAAGGGGACAAUGCCUGAAUUUUAGUUAUCAUCUGCAAACUGAUCGGCUUAUUAGAAUCAAAUGAAUGUAAACCAUACAAAAGCCAGUAGAUCGGCUACCCCAGUAAUACGCUGUCCCAGGUUAUCCAGCUGACCAGUGGUGGUGGUUGUGUGGCAUUUUCUCUCUGAGGACAAACUCCAAGGAUAGCAGACAUCUGGAUGAGUUAAAUGUUGACGCUCCUACUGCCAUGAUGGGAGCUUUGCUCUGUAUUUAAGAUCAUCCAUUGCUAAUCUGGAUCAAUUUGAUUUGGUUAAUUUGUUUGGUUUUUUUAAACGAGAGCCAGUUCAAAAGUAUAUUUCUUGUUUGCAAAAUGUGUGUGUUAGUGAGACAGUUGAAAGGUCUUAUGACUUCUGACCUCAUGAUGAGCAACUAGUUAAAAUGACUUUCCCCCACUUUUUUUGUAGUAAAAACCAUUUUGUCAUCAAUGCGGCUCAUUUCAACAGCUAUUUAAAUUGCAAAUAAAUAUGUUAAUUAACAGUGACAUACAGUCAUAAGCAGUUUCUGUCACUGACAAAACGGAGUUAGUUGAACUUCUGACUAUCCAGAAAGGAUUAAAAUGUGCAUUUCCAGUGAAAGUUACAUUUACUGCACCUGAAAGAAGCAAGCUUAGCUGCCAGUGUCUAGAAAAAUAAACCAGAGCAGGUUUUUCACAUUACAGUGACAAAACUAAAAACUUCGCCCCGUUUAGCUUCAGUCAUUUUUGGCACUGCUUUGAGAUGAAUUUGCACCCAGUCUGACAUUCCAAACCCCUGAGAAUUUCUGCUUGACUGAAUCCCAUUGCCACGGGAUUCCUGUCCCAAACAGCAAAGGGGCUAAGGACAAGCCACAGACUGCUGCUCUUCUUUAAGCCAGGCGCUUCCUGCUGGCCUGGAGCAGGGAGAUGCAACAGGCAAAUGCAUUAGGGAAGGCUGCAGUUGACGGGAACGCACUGAGAAACCCUCACAUUAAGAGGACAAAGAACAUCUGAAUCCCAAUACAUUAUACACCUACGUUAAUUAUAUGACCAUUGUGAUUCUCUACCAAAUCAGUCUUGCUGGGGGGAAAAAAUCAAAUUAUUUUCCUACAGGGUACAGUAGAGCCGUAGCAAUAUUUUCCUUAGAGGGAACACUGAAAAUUUAGCAGCACAAAACAUACUUGUGUUAAUAUUUUAGCAAAAUUAUAAUCAAUUUAAAUGUUUACUUAAAUUGAUUGUACAUGUGAGAUAAUGUUUGUUCAGUACAUUGUAUUUUUUCUAACUAUAUACCUGUUCCAGAGUUUCCUUGUAACUGUAAAGAACUAAGUUCUGUCUGACUGCUAGAACUGUCCUGCUCAGUGGUGUACACGUGCUAAAUAUUACAAUAUGAAUGUAAGCACCUGAGGCCUACAUUGCAUUGUCUCAUUUUUUCCUCCCCAACUGGAACACUCAAUGGAUUUCCGCUGAGGUCUGUACAAGAGUCCAGUCAAUGCAAAAAAAAAAAAAAAAAAAACACAUAGCUGCACACAGACACACCAAUAAGGACUGGCCUUGAGGGCAGCAACCCUAAAGUAUUGCACGAGGAACAGAGGCAAGACUAUGUGGCUGUGACUUAACACCUGCAGGCAUUAACUUCACAAUCAAGGGGCACCAUUGCUCUCCUCAGGGCCACAUUUCAUUUUCCAAUUGUCGCUCAAAUAGUCACUAUGUUUAAUGACACUUUUAAUGUGACCCCCCGUUUAGGAAACUAGCUACUUUUCCAGGUUUGGGGAGGUGGAUUGAGCACCAGGGACAUUUUAGUGGCGGCAGGAAAGCCGUGCAGAUUGCUACUGGCUUAGAAUCAGAGGUGUACAAAGCUAUAACCUACUCAGUCAGUGCAAGGUUCGGUUACAGCAGCACUCGCUCAGCUGAAGGAAGUCCUGCCACGCUCUCUACUGCUGAAACCCUUCCCUGUCCCCCAGGUAUUCCACUCCCUGCUGCACUGGUGCCAUGCUCCAGCCUCCAUGGACUCAAAGCUGAUCUGCCUUUAGUGUUGGGACAGCAGUGUGGAAGCCUGGGUGGUCUCUGCACACUUGCUGCCCUGUCUAGGCAAGUGAUGAAUUACACUUGGCCCUAUGAGGCUGUUUUAGCCAGUCACGUCAGAGAAGCGUAACUAAUAUUGUAUUGAAAUGCGCAAGUCACACCUGCCUUGGAAACAGUAUUUACAAAACUUUUAAAGACAUUUUUCUGGCUUGUUUGCCAGCAUGGUGAACUUCCUGUUUAACUCUAUUUUACUGGGUAGUAGCAUAGCUUAGUAGUUGGUAAAAAACCUUCUGAAUUAACAGAUAUGCUUAAAGGUAGCAUAAGACAUCUGACCUCACUGCAGCCAGUAAUGAGACGUGCCUACCACUUGCAUUAAAUCCUGUUUCCAAGCAGUUUGCAAGAUUCCAAGGUGUUCCCUGUAGCCAUUUCAAGUGUUAAUAGUGCUGUUUAUUAACUGUUGUGGUAGCACAUCUAUGUAUCAGUGAAUUGUGAAGUAGACUAGUGUACACAGAUACAGAUGUAAUUAAAUAGAUUCUUAUGGACUAUGGAUAGCAAAUUACUAGAUGUCAGUGUAGUAACUGUAGUACAUUAUUUGUGGGUUCCCAUAUUACUUAUUCAGAUCACUCCUUUCUCUUUCCUAUUAUUCUGUUGUAAAUUCACUGUGGUUCAGUAGCUAUUAGCUGCUUUACUUGUAACGAUCCAGACCAAAUCUUAUAAGCAUGCCAGGAUUUUGCUGUGAAUUAGAGUGUCAUGCCAGUUGCUCUCCAUAUGCUGUUUUUGCAGGCUGUUUACAUAUAUACUGCAUUGUGUUCCCUGGAGAUUUCCAAAAGCCCAAUAGAUAAUUUACCAUACAGAGGGCCAGUUUAUGCUGCUCUCAGGCUAGUCUGCUGAAAGCUUCUGCAUUACUGUUAGCAUGAAGUUUGGGUGUAAAGAAUAGAGCUUAAGAAAAAAAAAAGUCACAUCUGGCUUGCUGGAGAGUUGUUCUAUAGAAAUAGCCUUGAUACAGGAUGCCUUGGUGCAGCAACACCGAGGUUAACAAGCAAACUGUGCUUUUGUGUAAGCUUCAUUGUUGUUUUUGCAUGUUCAAUAUCGUAGGGUCGAAAGAACAGCUGUAUAUUGGCAAUGUCUCACUGAGGAAAAAGUAUCAUUUCCUACCUUUUCAUUAGUCCCAGUGAGUAAAGAUGACAUGAUAAACUGAGGUUUAGUAGAAAAGUUUGGUUUUUUUCUUUGUCCAUAACAAAAUGUCUUUAAAAUAGUGUACAGAGUUUGGUCCCUGUACUAGUAACGUCAUUACCACCCCGGAGUUACGUUUUGUUUUUUGCACAGAUGCUUUGAAGCAGGCCAGUUUCCUGGCCUGUAAAGUGCACACAGAACUUACCCUACUUCACAGCUAUGUUGAAGAUCAGUUCAUGUUAAUACUUAGCACUUACUAUUCUAGCAUGUACAUUUCCUAUUUUUCCUCAGGUCUGCAUUCCCAGUAAUUCACACUCCCUCUUCUCUCCCUCCACAAAUCCAAAAGUUAGUGUUGGCAGAUUACGUUUCAGUUCUACAUGCUGCAGGUGUGGUACAGGCUAACUUUAAGGACAUCAUUUAUCACAAAGUCAUUUCCAUGGAAUCAGUAUUUCUUUUAUACAGAACUACCUUAAAAUUUCACAAACUCACUUUUUGGCCUUUCUUCUACAGUGUGUGUGUGUGUGUGUAGGGAGCCUGUGAGCCCAUUUCCAUUAUACAUUUAUUCAUGGUACUUUAACAAACAGUGCUUCUUGGGGCCAUUCGUGUCAAAACAACCCUCACAAAUGAGGCUUAAACAAUGGCCUUUUAAUGUAUCAACUUGAAGCCCGAAGUUAGCUGCCUGUAUUUUGUUGCAAUAUGCAUUUAAACCUCAGAUUCUUUAAUAGUUUUUAAUAUCAAACUGAUACCAAAUGUGGUUUGCGAAUUUAAUUUUUUGCAGAUACCUCUUUACAAGCAGACCGCUUCAUGGAGUUGCAGUUGUCAGUAAUCCUACGUGCAUUGUAGUACAGAGUGGACUAUGUAUGGGAGUAAAUAAAAAUGUUUACAAUUUUUGUAUUGAUCUUUUGAAAGAACAAUCUGUGAUUGUGUAUUUUCAGUGUCCGUGUACCAACUGCAACUUAUUUUCAAUAAAGAUUUAAAAAUUAAUAGAA